AUGCAUGGCUAUUUAGAUGACUUGAUCAAUUCAUUCAAAGACAAGGUUGACAACAAUAUAAUCAGUGAGUUUAUAAACUAUUCAAAUUCAAUGAAUGAUAUCUAUAGGAUGCAAUAGACGCAUUUGCAUCUUUGUUAGUAACGAUUGCAGCAAGCAGAUUCAUUGGUUGAUUAACUUAAAAUCCUUAAAGAAGCAGAUCUCUUCAAUCUUAAAAAAAUAGUCUAAUCUUUAUAAGAAUCAUUGUAAUAAGCUUAAGUUACAGAAUUAGAUUCAAAUAAGUUAUAUAGAGAUCUAUAGAACAUGAAAUUAAAGUAUGCUAAACUGCAAAACUAAUUUGAGAUAGUACAAAAGUAGAACGAGUAUUCUGAAAAAAAUAUGCAAUCUAUUAAGCAGCAUUUAUAACAUACAAAUGAGGAAACACAAGUGUAUAAGAAAACAUUGAGAAAAGAGGCUAGUUAAAAUUAAUUCAAUCAAAGAAGAGUGUUUACUUUGGAAUAAAGAUUGGAGGUCUUGAGUGGGAGUGAUUACAAAAAAGUAUUGUUCUAGUGAUUAUUUUAGGAUAAAGACUCAUUAAGAAAUAUUAUUGAGGACAUGUUGAAGGAGAAUGAAGCAAAUAAACGAAAGGCUUUCUAAAAGUCUCAAGAGGUUUCAAAGUUGGAACAAGCAGUCUAAGAUUUAAAGGAAAAGAAUCAAAAACUGUAGAAGAGGAAUAUGUUGUUGGAGAAACAAUUGAAAUUGUUAGGGUAUUCGGCUUAUGACUUAAAUGGAAACACUGUGGGUUAAAAGACUAUUGUGGAACCUAAUGAUCCAGACGAUGAGAUUUUAGAUAUCUUUUAGCAAGUGAAUUUGCCUAAUAAAUUAGAUUUUAAACUAAAUAAUUUGAAAUUAAGGCAAAGGAAUUUAGUGCAAGAUUUAUUAGAUUGUGGUAUCAAAUAGGCUAUUGAUUAAUUAUUUUAAAUGGAUCAACAACAUCAAGUGGAUUNUUAUAUAAUAUAGAUUGGUUCUGAUUAAUGCGGUUGA
This is a messenger RNA of Paramecium octaurelia, 1020 nucleotides long. NCBI's taxonomy places the organism in Eukaryota, Ciliophora, Oligohymenophorea, Peniculida, Parameciidae. The record is from the annotation of a GenBank genome assembly.